Sceloporus undulatus (fence lizard) is the source of this 3785-nucleotide messenger RNA. It is a transcript of the gene CHAF1A, whose product is annotated as chromatin assembly factor 1 subunit A. Gene Ontology annotation, biological process: nucleosome assembly. The coding region runs from base 421 to 3069 and encodes 882 amino acids. Gene Ontology annotation, cellular component: CAF-1 complex; nucleus. NCBI's taxonomy places the organism in Eukaryota, Metazoa, Chordata, Lepidosauria, Squamata, Phrynosomatidae. The transcript is spliced from 15 exons. The record is from RefSeq and is a predicted model, not a curated record.
ACAGGCCAGUUCUCGCGAGAACAAGAUCAACCUCCGAGAAGACCGUUGCCAAGUAGGGAAGGAGGCGAAGGGGAAGGCGCCGGGUCACGUGCCCCUGACGUCCUGCCCAAUCAGGGCGCCGGAGCGCGAAGGACUCCCGAACUCCCGCCAAAUACAAGCGCGGAGGGAAGUAAAAGGCGGACGGCGAGCGAGGAGGGUCAAAAAGCGAAGCGAAUUUAAAUAAAGGAGUACUCUGCACUGAAGAAAAGGAGGGAAGGAAAGGGAAGCGGGGAAAGAGCCGCAGAGGGAAGCCGGGUUAUAUGAGGGGAGGAGGAGGAGCCAGGCUUCCCGCCCUUCUCGCCGGUCCAUCUGUCAGCGGAGCCCCCCUUCCUCUUCCUACGCCUCCUCAUCCCUCUUUUUCCCUCGGUCUCCCCGGCAGCAAUGGAGUGUCGAGACAAAUUGGCGGCUCCUGCCCGGAAACUAAUACAAGCUCGACUGCCUUUCAAACGUCUGAAUCCUGUGCCGAAGGAGAAACCCGACGCAAACCCCGGAGUCAAGAAAGCCAGGAGCUCCUCGAACGCCCUUGAUCAAAAUACCCCUUGCCUUGAUUUGUCACAUCCCUUACCAGACAAUGCGGAGAACACCGAAACCCGGUUCCUCCCGAAACUUAUUAACGGCAAAGGCCCGCUGGAUGUCUUUGUGCAGAAAGGCACCAAAAGCGAGGCAAGCAGCCAGCCUUUGCUCCUAAUAGACUUGACGGAGGAUUCGUGCCACGGACUGGGUGGUCAUGUAGACUGCAGCGCGUCUGGCGAUGGAGCAGAGAAAGCUCUCGAGGAGGUAGCAAACCAGGCUAGCGCACAAAAAAACCCUUGUUCUGCCCACGGGGAUAUUCAGAUGGAGGUUCCUUCAGCUCCAAAAGAUAAGGAUGAUCUGUCAAGUGCGACGGCGCCUGAGGUGGCAAGCGGCAGCGCGAAGAAGAGCACCCUCAAGAACGUCAUUUUUGAGCGGAAAAUGCCUGUCGUUGUUCUGGAGGAUAUCAUGACAGCUAGGUCUCCCCAGGCUUUGCCUUUGGACAGGAGCCUAGCGUCUGCGAAUGAGACAGUCGAGUCUUGUCCCGAAGAGGACACGGCGUGUACCAAUUCUUCCCUAAGCUCCCUCUCUCUUGCCAGCUCCCCAGAGUCUCUCUCCGCACGGAAGGACAGCGUUAGCCCCUUGGCAGCUUCCACGCCUGUUCGAAAGUUUCAGGCAUCGCAGAAGAUCCACCAGAAUACUGAGGAGAAGGAGAAACUGAGGCUGCAGAAGGACCAAGAACGUGCUGAGAAAGGGAGGCUGAAAGAGGAGGCCAGGGCUACGAAAGAGCGUGCCCGGGAGGAGGCGAGGAGGAAGAAGGAGGAAGAGAAGGAGCUGAAGGAGAAGGAAAGGAGGGAGAAGAAGGAGAAAGACGAGAAGGAGAAGGCGGAAAAGCUACGCGUGAAGGAGGAAAAACGGAAAGAGAAGCAGGAGGCUUUGGAGGCAAAGCUAGAAGAGAAAAGGAAGAAAGAAGAGGAAAAGCGGUUGAAAGAAGAGGAGAAACGGUUGAAAGAAGAGGAAAAGCGCAUCAAAGCAGAAAAGUCAGAAAUCACCCGGUUCUUUCAGAAACCAAAGACUCCGCCUGCACCGAAGACUCUUGCUGGCUGGUGUGGGAAGUUUGCUCCCUUUGAAAUCAAAGAGAACAUGGUCCUUGCCCCUCUCUGCCGUGUGGCAGCCGAUCAGGAUCUCUUGGACCAGUUAGACUGGCUUCUGCAAGGCCAGGACUGCAGCACCUCUUUCUUGGAAGAACUGAAGAGCCGAGAGCCUUGCAAAUCAGGUCCCACGCUUGUCUCCAACCGCAGCUUCGAUGAUGCCAACAGUGACGUGGUCAUUGUGGGAAGCAGCCAAGCAGGAGAUGUGCCAGAAAGGAAAAAGUUUGGCAGGAUGAAACUCCUGCAGUUCUGCGAGAAUCACCGCCCUGCCUACUGGGGCACGUGGAAUAGGAAAACCUCAGUGAUCAGCCCAAGAAACCCGUGGUCAAAGGAUGAGAAGCUCCUGGACUACGAAGUGGAGAGUGAUGAAGAGUGGGAAGAGGAGGAACCAGGAGAGUCCCUCUCUCAUAGUGAAGGGGAUGAUGAUGAAGAUGGUGGAGAGGAGGAGGAUGAAGAUGAUGGCUUCUUUGUGCCCCAUGGGUACCUCUCAGAGGAUGAAGGUGUGACUGAAGAAUGUGACCCUGAGAACCACAAAGCUCGCCAAAAGCUGAAGGCCAAGGAGUGGGAUGAGCUGAUCACCAAGGGAAAGAGGUUCCGCAUCUUACAGCCAGUGAAGAUUGGCUGCAUUUGGGAAGGGACUGAGAAUGGCGACAGUACAAGCCCAGAUGUGAGGCUCCUCCAGCAGUUUGCAGUGGUUGUCCUGGAUUCAAGCAUUGCUGACGAAGAACAGAUAGAGAAGAACAACAAAAAGGAAGCGAAAAACCAACAAAUCUUGGAACAGCUACUGCCUCUGCUUCAUGGGAAUGUGAAUGGGAGCAAAGUGAUCAUUCAGGAAUUCCAGGAGUGUUGUCGCAUGGGCUUGCUGUUGGGCAACAACUGCUCUGUCUCCACGAUGGGAAGUGGAGGUAGUAGCCCCACAAGCCCUGACGCCCCCCCAGCACAGACUUCUAUCCACGAAGGAAACACCGUCCCUUCCAAAGCCAGGCUGAAGAGGAUAAUCUCUGAGAACUCUGUGUAUGAGAAGAGGCCCGACCACCGGAUGUGUUGGUACGUUCACCCGGAGGUGCUGAAGACUUACGGCCAGGAGCACCUCCCUGUCCCCUGCCAGUGGAACUAUGUCACGCAGGUCCCUUCAGUAACCAAGGAAGAGAGCGGCAACUCACCUGGAGGGGCAGCGGCAACGCAGACUGCUCUGGUCUCAGCCAAGCGGAAAGCGACUGGAAGCAUGUCCAUCACCAAAUUCAUGAAGAAGACUCCAGGUGCUGGGCAGGCUGAAACCACAGAGAUGGAUGGAUUUCAGGCAGACACGGAGGAAGAGGAUGAUGAUGAAUGCAUAAUUGUGGAUGUACAGCCAAACAAAGAGCCCUAGUCCAGACCUCUCCCUGGAAGCCAAGUUGACUCCACUGAGGCUGUCUCUUACUUCAGUCACAUCAUGAGAAGGCACAAUGCAUUAGAAAAAACAAUGAUGCUGAGUAAGGUAGAAGGCAGUAAAAAGGAAGGAAGACCACCGCAUGCCAGAUGGAUAGACUCAAACAGGGAGACCACAGGCCUGAGCCUACAAGACCUUGAGCAGAGAGAGAGAGAGGAUAGCAGGGCUUGGAACUGCCUCUUUCACAGGGUCGCCGUGUCAAAGUUGACUACAAGGCAGCUAACAACUAGAAAAAGUCCAACACUUAAAAAGAUUUCUUCAGAGAGAUUUUGUCAUUGGCAUCUUCAAAUGUUGAGUGUGUGUGACUUGCCAAAGGUCAGCCAAUGAGUUUCUGUGGCCAAGCAGAGAUUGCAACCUGGUCUCACUAUGUCCUCGACCAGCAAUUCGGACCACUACAGUAUACUGGCUCCUGAUUUUAUUAUCAUAUUUAGAUCCCACUUUUUCCUCUCAAUUGGGACUCAAGGUGCCUUUUGAAUGCAAGUGAGCAAUGGAGGAACUUCCUGACCUAGAGAAGGAGUUGCUAUUUCUCUUUCCAAAACUGGUCAAGCUUCAGUCAGAAAUAACCAAUGGAGCUAGUGGAAUAGGACAAGAAAAGCACAGAAAUUACACCAGUCCCAAUGUUAGCUUUGCAUUUGCACACAAAUGAGAAACUCACC